Molecule: messenger RNA, 1736 nt
Organism: Ostrea edulis (European flat oyster)
Lineage: Eukaryota; Metazoa; Mollusca; Bivalvia; Ostreida; Ostreidae
Product: serine/threonine-protein phosphatase 6 regulatory ankyrin repeat subunit B-like
Exons: 3
Coding region: 53-1480 (475 amino acids)
Molecular function (GO): protein binding
Source: RefSeq, a predicted model, not a curated record
UGACACCAUUACACAUCUGUAUGUUUCGUUUGCGAUAAACACACACCUGAAGAUGACGGAACCAGAGGCAUCAUAUUUGAACGAUUGUUAUGAAGACAUUAAAAACAAUUGCCGACAUUUCAUUAUCCUUAAUGAAGUUUACCGUGUCGGUUUUUAUCAAGGACAAAGUGGGAAACACAGAUCUUUAGAUGAAAACAAAGUAUUUGAAGUGCCGCUGCUGCACCAAGCUGUCUUUGAUGGAAACCUUAAAGAAACUCAGUGGCUGGUAAAAAACGGAGAAGAUCCAAAUCAGAAAUUGCAAGAUGGACCAAAGUUAUUUCAAAGUGUUCAAGAUGGAUGGAAAACUUUAUACGGUUACUUUGAAGGAACGACUCCUUUGAUGAUAGCAAGUCAGAGGGGACAUUUAAAGAUAGUUAAGUUUCUUCAUACUCGAGGUGCAAUAAUAUCCAAAACUGAUAGUCUUGGCUUCAAUGCAUUUCUGUUGGCUUGUGGGGCGAAUCAGCUAGAUGUCUGUCGGUAUCUGCACAAUCACGGCGCAGCAUUGGAAUUCAGAGAUGAACUGAAUGGCAUGACUCCACUUCUGAUAGCGUGCAGCACAGGUAGAGAAGCCGUAGCGAGGUGGCUGGCAGGAAGAGGAGCAAAUGUACACGCCUGCGACUUUUCUGGAAGAAGCACGUUGCAUUUUGCUGCGUGGAACUACAACUUUCCUCUCAUUGAAUUAUUUGUGUCAAAAUCUGUGAAGAUAAAUGGGAAGGAUCGAAAUGGUAACACUCCCCUUCAUUUGAUGUUGUCUGACGCAUCCCUGGAACCGCCCGCAUUAGCGGAAGUUCUAGUCCAGAAGAAGGAAGUCGAUACAAUCCAAUAUGUAUUGAAGAAGAUGUCAAAUUUCAAGGAUAUCAAUCUAAUAAUUGAUCUUGGAUUGACCUUCAGUAGAGGAACAGACGACUUUCUGAAUAAAUCUAAUGAGAAAUGGACAUCUCUUUCGGAGUUUGUCAAGCUAGGAGCUAAUCCAAAUAUCAAGAACAGAAAUGGACAAACUCCGUUACAUACCUUACUAGAAUGUCUGCCAGAGGCUUACAUCUCUAAAGGAAGUGUCAUUGUCUUCCAUCCAAACAAAAAUCAGGAAUUAUUGGUGCAGCUGCUUAUUCUUUUGAAACUUGGGGCGGAUCCCGAUCUGAAACUUGGGAAUGGAAGAACAACCAUCAAUUUAUGCCAAUCGCAACAAAAUGCUCUAGCUCUGUGUAUUUUGAAUCGGUACCAAAACAUUGUUGACGAUAAGAUAGAGAAUGCAGUUGUUGUGGAAGAAACGAUCGCUAAACAUAGACAAAAAUAUCUUCAAAAACUUAAACAAGUGGAAAGCGAGAUUGAGAUACUAUCAGACAUGAUUAUUGAGCCUGUAAGACAACGUCCGUUUUAUGAAAUCGUGUAUGACAAUCUUGCAGCCCUAUAUCGAUACAUGGACAGUGUUGUCAUUGGUUGAGGACAGAGUUGUCUCUCAUUCCCUUGUGAAAAUCAAGCUAACUCGUUUUAAUCGAGUUACAAACUUCGUGAGGUGUGGAUUCACAACAGUUUACUUCCGGAAAAUGUUGCAAAUACCAUUUGACCUUUAGUAAUGAACCUCACAAGAAAGUGUGAUCUGAUAUCAUUGGAAUUCAAAUACCACCACACCUAGCAUGCAAGGUUGGAAAUAAGUGAUUAUUUCUAAAAGCGCCUAUAAAUGAAUGUUUUUCAAUAUU